CUCAAACGGACAAAAUCCGGAUAAAACGGACGUCCGUUUUGGGUCGCGCGGUGGAGUUGGCCUUAGACAACAUGACUAGUCGACAUAGGGUCCACAUACGCUGCGAUCUCAAGUCCACAUAUACACUGCGGCAGUCGGCAUAUCAAUCAGUCCAAGUCAAGCAAAGCGGCUGGGCGGGAUCUUAUCACAAGUCGAGCCAGUCCAUACACGGAUGCAUAUAUACUUACCACCCAGCCGCUUUGCUUGACUUGGACUGAUGUAUAUAUGCAACACAAGGAGAUGUGGUGGUAUCCCCUGAAAGCUCUGAACCGUGAAGCAUAUCAAGAGGGGAAAACAGCAAACAGGAGGCAUGAGGAGGAACACUCUCCUCGCCCUUGCGUCCUGGCUCAUGCUGCUUGCACUCUUCAUCACAACCGCCACUGCUUCACUGCCGUGCCAGUGUUGCUGGAUCGUGGAGCAUCCGAGGAGGACCUGCGGCCACGCCUGCUGCGGCGACAACUGCUGCCCGCCCGCUCCACCGCCAUCCGCAGGCUGAAAAAGGAUGCACAGGCUUGUUCAUCGGUAAUACAGAAGUAAAAAUAUAAAAAGAAAAUAAUCAGAGGGAAUGAUGUUGUGCUCAUACCUACGUGCUCUUCUGUGAGCAUGUAAUAGUCUCUGUUACUUUCCAGCAAUAAACAUCCCUUGGCUCC
Messenger RNA from Aegilops tauschii subsp. strangulata, 689 nucleotides. RefSeq lists its product as uncharacterized. Lineage: Eukaryota; Viridiplantae; Streptophyta; Magnoliopsida; Poales; Poaceae. The record is from RefSeq and is a predicted model, not a curated record.